Penicillium samsonianum is the source of this 351-nucleotide messenger RNA. RefSeq lists its product as uncharacterized. Bases 1 to 351 code for a protein of 116 amino acids. The record is from RefSeq and is a predicted model, not a curated record. Lineage: Eukaryota; Fungi; Ascomycota; Eurotiomycetes; Eurotiales; Aspergillaceae. The transcript is spliced from 2 exons.
AUGCGCCGUUCAGCUGGGUCUACGAACAACCACGAUGAGCUAUCUGCCAAACAGCCUUCAAAUACCGUGAGCCUCGAGUCUAUUACACCCCAGCCCUCUUGGCGGUCGAGACUACCAAUCAGCAAAAUCCCUUUCCUGACCGAAGACGAUCUCAGCUCUAUCUGGUACGACCGACCGAACAGCCGAGAUAUACGCCUAUUCCAAUUUGUGCUGGACUCCCAGUCCGAGAUCCGGAAGGCUGUGAAGAAUGUGGUCCAUUACAACGUGAUGCUAAUCCGAUCCUCCAACCGCAAACAUCUCCAGCUUUCUCUCUCCGAGCUCUCUUCACACUCAACACUCCGGCUCUAUUGA